AUGGGGAGAUGGAUGAAGAUACAGCAGAAGCGUGAGCUCAUCCAGAAGGCAGCUGAUUGCCCAAGCAUGACUCAAGAAGAGCUGGGAACGUGGGCAAAGGCAGAAUCAUUAAGCGAAGGCUACGGUGAUGGAAAGAGGCGUAAGCCACUUCAAGUGACGUCGUCUGCGCUGGAGAAAUUGCUACGUGACUGGAUUAUGAAGGUUGAAGCUAACGGUGUGUGUCUUUCUCGCGAAUUAAUUAAGAUGAAAGCUCGUGAUAUUCAGAAAGACUUGUGUGAUGCGUGGGACCUUACCUUUUCGGACGGAUGGUUAACCGCUUUCGAACGAAGACAUCGACUGAAGAGUCGAAAGCUGCCUGGUGAAGCUCACUCUGCAGAUCCUGUAGCGGUUGGCUUAGGUCAUCAGCAACUUCAAGAAAUUACUGAUCUGUACGAACCUAAGGAUGUCUACAACAUGGAUGAGACAGGGCUUUGCUACGCCAUGGCUCCGGCCCGCUCAAUUUGUACUAAAGGAGCCCGCGGUGCCAAGAAAAAAAGACAAGAAUCACCCUCGCUCUAA
Molecule: messenger RNA, 558 nt
Organism: Phytophthora nicotianae INRA-310
Lineage: Eukaryota; Oomycota; Peronosporomycetes; Peronosporales; Peronosporaceae
Exons: 2
Coding region: 1-558 (185 amino acids)
Cellular component (GO): nucleus
Molecular function (GO): DNA binding
Source: RefSeq, a predicted model, not a curated record